CACACACACACAGCAGUCCCUGGAAUGAGAGAUCUUGGAUCCAACGGUGCAGUGUGCGUCGAGCGGAUAUGGAGAAAAUAUAACGUUGCCGCGGUAGCCUCCUAAUCUCCUAUAUCUGUCUAACCGCUCAUCGAGGAUAACGAUAUGAAGACAAUUAAUGCAUAUUAUUGGCCUUGAUUGGACAACAAUAACAACAACAACAACAACAACAACAACAAAAACAACAGUGCAAGGAUUGCCUCCCCGACAUCAGCGUAGCGCCAUGCAGUGAGUCGGACAUCGAGCCUCUCCCAGGCGGGUUGGCAUGGCCCAGUGAUGAACGGUGCGGCGGUGCCCGGCAGCCCGGAGUUCUCCUCAUGCCCGCUGCCCGACUGGCGAGAGUUCUGCGAGCUCCAUGCCCGCGCCUCCGCCGCCGACUUUGCCCACAAGUUCCACCGCUUCCUGUCAGAGAACCCCUGCUACGACUCACCAGGCGCCGACAGCAGCUUCUCGCAGCACUUUGCCAGACACUUCCUGGAGUGUUUCUCUGUUGCUCUCACCCAGGCCAGGGACCACCAGGCCUCGCUCUUGCCAGGGGACGACGACUCCAACGCUCCCCCCAAAUACAGCAUCGUUCCCUUCCUGGGCAUCCAGGGCUGCCCCCUGCCCUACGGACACAACGACCUCUACCACCGGCGCAAGGACGCCGGUGCCUCUAGCGAGUCCCUGGACAGUAUGGAUAGUGGAGGUUUAGGAGUAGGAGGGAGUUCCUCCUUCAUGGCUAUGGCCACCUCCCGCGCCCCCCAGCCGGCCCACAAGCCCUCUGCUCUGGGCCAGUCACGCAGCUCAGAGGACGUGUCAGUGGGACACCCCAAGGCCCGCUUCAAGAAGGGAUUCUCUCUGAGGAACAUGAGUCUGUGUGUGGUGGACGGGGUGAAGGAGAUCUGGCACCGCCGCGCCUCCCCUGAACCAGACCCUGUAGGGGGGUCCGGGGGGGCCAGAAGGGCCAACGGAGGAGUGGGAGGAGGGGAGCCAGGCGGGGAGAGAUGGUCCCAGAGACUGCGUCUUCCCAGGGGGUCCCAGGGGCACAAGGCUGAGCUGCUGGAGAUCCAGAGAGAGGGGGCGCUGCGCUACAUGGUGGCUGAUGACACUAACUGUUUGGGGGCGGUUCAGUGGCAGAAGUGUAGGUUGCUGCUGAGGAAGACCAGGAGGGACGAGGGGGGUGACAAGUUCCUGUUGGAGUUCUACGUACCACCCAAGUCGUCAAAGCCCAAGGUGAGCAUCCCUCUGUCUGCCAUCGUGGAGGUGAGGACCACCAUGCCCCUGGAGAUGCCUGACAAAGACAACACCUUCGUCCUGAAGGUAAGGGUGGAAAAUGGAGGUGAAUAUAUCCUGGAGACCAUCGACUCGCUACAAAAAAACUCCUGGGUCGCUGACAUCCAGGACUGCAUGGAACCUGGGGACAGUGGAGAUGACAUUGAGCUGGCGUCAUGUCCCCACGGCCAGGCGUCUAAAGAGUUCUCCAUGGUGGCCUCCUGCAGCUGUGAGCUUCUGUCAGAGGGUGUCCAUCGCGCCCCUGAGAGAUCCUGUGGCUCAGCAGCAGCAGCAGAACUGUAUAGCGCCCCCUCUGUCCGCUGCAGAGAACUACCCUUCACCCAGCACCCAUCCCAUGUCCCCCUGGAGCGCUUCCUCCAGUCCCCAGAGGCCCAGGGGAAAAGCCCCACCACAGGGGUUCUAGGUGAGGGGGCGACCGAGGCAGAGGCGGACCCCAGCCCGGCGGACUACCCAUGGUUCCACGGGACGUUGUCGCGUGUGCGGGCUGCCCAACUGGUGCUGGCGGGCGGAGCUAGGAGCCACGGGCUGUUUGUGAUUCGCCAAAGCGAGACGCGGCCGGGAGAGUACGUCCUCACCUUUAACUUCCAGGGCAAAGCUAAGCACCUGCGUCUGUCAGUGAAUGGUAACGGCCAGUGUCAUGUUCAUCAUCUGUGGUUCCACACCGUGUCAGACAUGCUCAGGCACUUCCAUGCCCACCCCAUCCCUCUGGAGUCAGGGGGUUCUGCUGACAUCACACUGCGUUCCUACGUACAAGUACAGGGUACACCCACAGACAGAUAUCCCGUCUCUCUCUAUUGCUCUCACACAGAUGUGACCGUGCCUCAGCUCCCCACCCCACCAAGGGACCAAGGCUGCUGGACUGAACCAGCCCAGCCGACCCUUCACCUCCCUGGGGUCUCACAGCCGGUGGCGCCCCCCUCCGACACCCCGCUCUCCUCCAGCUCCUCAUCCUCACCCACCGCCCUUCCUUCCCUCUCCCGUGGUGAGCCAGGCAGCGGAGGGGGAGGAGGGGGGCUGGUUAGCAGGAGCAACAGCUCCGAACGUCUGUUAGAUCCCUCUAGUGGUGCCUCAGAGGACUACCAAGACACAGACGGAACACGCAGGGCCAGAGCUGUGGAGAACCAGUACUCCUUCUACUGAGACUGGGCCCAACCAAACCAGGAGCUCUCAUUGGCUGAGACACAGGAAGUGCAGGGAUUUGGACUCAAUAGGUGAAAGGUCGUGGAUGGACAUGGAUCACUCAUUAUCUUGUUUAUUUGCUUGUUUGUUUUCCAAGAGAUGUCCUGUUUCUCCAAUGUUACAAGGAAGCAUAUUAGACUGUAUGUCAGUCUGGGUCCAGUUAGCCCCUGGCUCUUUGGCCACCCUCAUCAUCAGCUGACAUUAAGGAUUUGAAGAAACAGAUGAUUUAGUCGAGUGUGAGGAGAGAGAUGAGAGAAAGAGGGAGGGAGGGAUGGAUGGAGACAGGGAGAAAGAGGGAGAGCGAGAGAGGGGGAUGGAUGGAGAAGGAGGGAGAGAGGAAGUGGCCCAGUGGAGGUUUUGAUUUACUUCACCAGACCACUUCCUGUAUGCCCUACCCACAAUUCCCUAGGAACAAAGCCUCUGUCACCGCCCUGCUAAGUUAUCAAGAGCUGAAGCGACCCUAAAUAAAUGGUUUUCCUCCCCAGGCCCUCCUGAGCAUAGCCCUAAUGUUUGUGAAGCUGCUUCUAGUCUGUCCCGGAUAUCCUCACUGUCCUCAAGGGGAGUUACAAGUACAACGUACUUUCCUCUCCUAAAGCUUUGCAAAAAUGAUUGGUAACAUCGGUAUAGUAAUGGGUGUGUUAGUGUUAUUUGAGAUGGAUAUUUUCUUAGUGUACAGCCAAAAGGUCCUAGUGCCUGUCAGUUUCACAGCACUUUGACCAUAUGAUAUGAUGUGACUGAUGGGCCGUCUCAUUGGCAGUGGCAGAGAUGACCUCAGGUCAGAGGUCAGAGUGAUAAAACAUGCAGGGUUGGGGUCGUUUCAAUUGCAGUAAAUUCAGAAAGUUUACCAAAUUCCAAUUCCAAAUUGUCCUCUUGAAAAGCAUUAAAGAGAAUUGGAAUUGGAAGUUCAGUGUACUUCCUGAAUUGACUGCAAUUUCUAUGGAAUUGACCCCAACCCUGAAAACACGAUACACAUCUCCAACUAUCAGAACACAGCUCAGCAUUCCCACUCGCAUAUCAACAUGGUGCAGCCGGCAACAUUUUCACAUCGAAGGCUGCUACUGUAAUUCAGUCAAAUUCAAUCCAAAUUAUGUUUCGUUUCCACGUAUCUAUGGACGGUUGUUGAUGGGGACAAUUCAGAAUAUGCUGUAAGUGGGGUAUUUUACAUAUGAUGGCAAGCCCCUACAAGACAACUGUUUGAAAGCCAUGCGAUGAUGAUGGAGGGGGGGGGUUUGACUAACCUCUGGUGUGAUGUACAGCCUGAAGCCCGAUGUUUGAUGUACUCUAGUAGUGUUUCCUAAACCUGGUCCUGGACUGCCCCUUUAUGUGAUGGUUUUUCUGUCCAUAUCAUUCAUUUUCCAAAAGGACAGACACCUGAAAACUUGGCUCAUUUUAAAAGUUGGUUUGGAACGUUCUAAAAGAACUGGUUGAUUUGUGGAAUUAGAAUACAGGAAAACCAGCCGAAACAUGGGGGACUUAAUGACCAUAGUUUGAGGGACUUGAUGACCAUAGUUUGGGGGACGUAAUGGCACCGCUGCAUGGUGACCUCUAGGGGGGAGGGCCUAGGGUAAGGACCUACAACUGUUCAGGUGGUCUGCUGGUACUCCCUAGAUGGCCAUGCUAGGAUAGAAUCGGCAACAGGUUAGUAUUAAAACUGCAUUUCUAAUUAGAACAUGCUGUACUUCCAUCCUCUCUGGCACGGCCAGAUGGUGACAACGACCGUUGCCUUAUGUCAGACUAACAGAGACCGACAGGAGGGGGAAUGCAGGGGGCAGUUCAUGGUACAUGUGCCAAUUUAAAUCGUAUUUUUGAAGAGUAUUUAUUCCUCAGCUGUUGUAAAUGACAUUUUCCUAUCGAGUCUUAUUGAUGUCAUUCUUCAUUCUUCUCAGUGAGCUCCUCAGUGCAACCAGUCAAUCACACCAGACCUGUUCACAUAUCAGAGGCUCUUUUCUUUAUUUCUUAACAUUUAGUGUUGAUUUCUGUUGUCUGGCUGAGUUUUGAAGAGUCUGUGCAAUUUUGUACUAAGUGAUGUACUUGACAUAACUUUAUACUUCUGUGAAUAAAACUUGAGCAAACUGUUACAAUGAA
Molecule: messenger RNA, 4578 nt
Organism: Coregonus clupeaformis (lake whitefish)
Lineage: Eukaryota; Metazoa; Chordata; Actinopteri; Salmoniformes; Salmonidae
Product: SH2B adapter protein 2
Exons: 9
Coding region: 316-2454 (712 amino acids)
Biological process (GO): antigen receptor-mediated signaling pathway; intracellular signal transduction
Cellular component (GO): plasma membrane
Molecular function (GO): transmembrane receptor protein tyrosine kinase adaptor activity
Source: RefSeq, a predicted model, not a curated record